Molecule: messenger RNA, 316 nt
Organism: Mesocricetus auratus (golden hamster)
Lineage: Eukaryota; Metazoa; Chordata; Mammalia; Rodentia; Cricetidae
Product: 60S ribosomal protein L39-like
Exons: 1
Coding region: 93-248 (51 amino acids)
Biological process (GO): translation
Cellular component (GO): ribosome; cytosolic large ribosomal subunit
Molecular function (GO): structural constituent of ribosome
Source: RefSeq, a predicted model, not a curated record
CAACUUUUAGCACUCGCUAUACUUAGAAGUCUGAGGCUAGUUUCGCCUUCCCUCUGCCAUCGUGCGUUGUACGCCUGAGUCGACUUCUCACCAUGUCUUCUCACAAGACUUUCAGAAUCAAGCGAUUCCUGGCCAAGAAACAAAAGCAAAAUCAUUCUAUUCCUCAGUGGAUUCGGAUAAGAACUGGUAACAAAAUCAGGUACAACUCCAAGAGAAGACACUGGAGGAGAACCAAGCUGGGCCUCUAAGGAUUCAUACAAUCAAUGGCAAGAAUUGAGAGUUUGCACUGAAUCAUGGUCAACGCAAGCUAUGCUAC